CGCAACUAUCUCGGCGUCACAAAGUUUUGUUUUGACUAAUGAGAAGGAAAGGUAAGACGUAAUCUCUGAGGAAGAAACGCAGAGACGAAAAACACAGGGAGUUCAAAUAAAACUCAAUAAACGGCAUUGCCGGUAAUGGUUGAAUUUGAAUCAUAGAAAGAGGACUCUACCCUCAACCAAACAAAAAGUCCUCUAAUUAUAGCAAAGACUCUUCUCCACCAUCCAAUUCUCUCUCCCUCUUUCAAAAGCCAAACCCAUCUUCGUUUUACAGAUUCUCCACUAGUCUUCCUUUAAUUGAUAUCUUUCUUACAUUUUUAUAUUUAUCUCUCACUCUCUUUCUCUCUUUCUCCCUCUCUUUGUCUCCGUGUCUUCUCUUCUCUUCUUGCUUGCUUGCUUGCUUCUGCUUUUGUUAUAAUAAACUUGUACCCUUCUUCUUUCAUAACCCUCUUCACUGUAAAUAUAUACUUUCACAUUCUGAUAUCAUUGAGGUUUUAUUCAUCUGGGUGUCUUGGAGAAUCAAAAAAGCUAAGUCUUAAACAAUGCUAGGUGCAAGUUCAAUUAAUCAGGAAGGAGAAAUCAAAGUAAGUUUUGGAUAUCAUUGCAAUGGCCACAGUGGCUCUUGCAUGCUUGACGACGGCUAUGAAACCUUCAAGAACAAUAAACUCCACAGGAACAGUAGCUUCUCUUGCUUGUCUGGUGCUGCCAUAAGUGCUAAUGCCACAUUGGCCAAUACCAAUAUCUGUAAUGGUGUGAUAGGAGCAGAAAUACUCCCCAGUUGGGACUCCCCUAAUUCAUUCCGAAGAGUUCCCUCUUCACCAUCUCUUUCAAAGUUGGACAUAUUACCAUCUUCUCUUCAAAGUAGUAUGUCAUACUUAAGUUGCAGCCCAUCAUCUCCAAGUCCACCUGAAUAUGAUUCUUACUCAUUGAGAUCAGCUAGUGCUCCUUCUAGAAAUGAAGGCUUUCUUAAUGCCAUCGAAGUUCAAGUGGCAGGUGGAGCGGCUGGUGAAGACAGGGUUCAAGCUGUCUGUUCUGAAGAAAAUGGGUGGCUUUUUUGUGCAAUCUAUGAUGGUUUCAAUGGAAGAGAUGCAGCUGAUUUUCUGGCUGGGACUUUAUAUGAAAACAUCAUCUUUCACACUAAUUCGUUAGACUGGGAAUUGGGGCAGAAUGUUAUGAGAGCUUCAAAUGAUCUGUGCCUGGAUGGCCCCCUUCAAUAUCCUCUUCAUGCUGCUAACGGUAGUCCUUUGGAGAAAACUCCAUCAGGAAAUUAUAAUAAAAGGGAUUCAAAUAUUGAUAGUGUCACCAAGAACGAUGUAUGCACUAGACUGAAAAUUUCACCCGAUUCGUUCAGACAUGAAGUACUAGAUAGUCUCCAACGAGCUCUUACUCAGGCUGAGAAUGAUUUCUUGAACAUGGUGGAGCAAGAAAUGGAGGACCGCCCUGAUCUAGUUUCUGUAGGAUCUUGUGUCUUGGUUGUUCUUCUCCAUGGAUCGGAUUUAUAUACAAUGAAUUUGGGUGAUAGUAGGGCUGUACUGGCAACACACUCUAGAGACAAUACGAUGAAUGGAUACGAGCAACUACAAGCUGUCCAGCUCAGUGAUUGUCACACUGUUGACAAUGAACUUGAAAGAACUAGAAUACUGAGUGAGCAUCCUGAUGACCCUGCAACAGUUGUAGGUGGAAAAGUGAAAGGGAAACUGAAGGUCACCCGAGCUUUUGGAGUUGGUUACCUGAAAAAGGAAAAACUAAAUGAUGCACUGAUGGGUAUUCUUCGAGUUCGUAACCUCUUGAGCCCUCCGUAUAUUUCUACCCAACCAUCAAUGAAUGUGCACAAAAUCACAAAGUCCGAUCACUUUGUCAUAGUUGGAAGUGAUGGGCUAUUUGAUUUCUUCAGUAAUGAUGAAGCAGUGAGGCUUGUUAAUUCUUAUAUCUUGAACAACCCCUCUGGUGAUCCAGCAAAGUUUCUAUUAGAGCAGCUUGUAGCAAGAGCUGCAGAUUGUGCAGGUUUCAGCAUGGAAGAAUUGAUGAACAUACCAGCUGGUAGGAGGAGGAAAUAUCAUGAUGAUGUAACUGUGAUUGUGAUUGUUCUUGGAACAAAUCAGCGUACUUCGAAGGCUUCAAUGUAUGUGUAAGUUUUUAAGAAUUUGUAGUUAUACAUCCAUAGAUUUUUCAACUUGUAUAUAUCUAAAUUUCUAAUAUUAGAUGCUUGAUCUGUAUGAAAAGAUUAUCAUCAGCAAUUUUGGCGUGAAAUCAAAAUUAUCUCGACUGCCUUGUUAAAUAACUUCGCCUGUUGUUACAGUUCAUUUCUAUAGAACCAUUGGAGGUUUUUCUCUUUC
This is a messenger RNA of Jatropha curcas, 2333 nucleotides long. Its product is annotated as Protein phosphatase 2C family protein. Gene Ontology annotation, biological process: protein dephosphorylation. Gene Ontology annotation, molecular function: protein serine/threonine phosphatase activity. NCBI's taxonomy places the organism in Eukaryota, Viridiplantae, Streptophyta, Magnoliopsida, Malpighiales, Euphorbiaceae. The record is from RefSeq and is a predicted model, not a curated record.